Messenger RNA from Ylistrum balloti, 1173 nucleotides. Its product is annotated as plasminogen-like. The coding region runs from base 1 to 1173 and encodes 390 amino acids. NCBI's taxonomy places the organism in Eukaryota, Metazoa, Mollusca, Bivalvia, Pectinida, Pectinidae. The transcript is spliced from 4 exons. The record is from RefSeq and is a predicted model, not a curated record. Gene Ontology annotation, molecular function: signaling receptor binding; endopeptidase activity.
AUGAUGAAAGCUGGUGUAAACCAGCGAAAACUUUUUCCCCAGAAAAUGUAUCGGUUUAUUAUGUUACAGUGUCUGUUCGUGGUGAUUUUUAAGUAUGUAGAAACUUAUGGGCAUCAGUAUUCUUCAGAAAUAUGUUUUUCGGUGCUCACUGUUACGUCAAAGUCGACAACCGCGUCACCUUUAGAGUGUGCAAUACUUUGUGAUAUCGAGAACCGGGAAGCUUUUACCUUUAACAGUAAAACUGGCGAGUGUCGGGUGGUUAUUGAAGACAUUGAUGCAAGGCCAUCCUGUAAAACUUCAAGUGUUGUACAGCAUUACAAACUACACGAUAUUUGUCAAUCUUUGCCGGUCCUGCAAGGCUAUUCCUUAGAAUAUCCGUAUUACGGAAGCAGUAUUCGGGCGAGAUACCAUUGCGAGGAAAUUGCAGGUCAACAAGUGGUUAGCAGCUGUCCAAUCGUUCUGUGUAAUGAUCCACAAAGUUUAACAACAACGCCUGCGUCUUGUUCAGUGAAAGAUGUUUUCAAUACUAGUCUGUAUGAUUACGAGGGCGGUGUUUCCUGUACCGUACGGGGCGUGCCAUGUCAGAGGUGGGAUAGCGACACACCUCAUGUACCUAAUUUCUACCGCGGUCGGAGUGAUCUCGGAAAUAGAUGUAAAAUGUACAGCGAGCAGCGCCCCUGGUGUUAUACAACUGAUCCGAAAAUGAGAUGGGACUACUGUCCAGUGGAAGACCUGGACUGUGGAAACCCGCCAACCAUAUUAACACCACCUAACAUGACAGGUGUUAGAAUCAACACAGAAAGGCCAUAUCGAGGCUCAACCGCAUUUGCAUGGUAUCGAUGUGCAUCCUUGGUAACUGCAGACCCCGUGUCUCAUUGUCCCCUGACACGCUGCGACGGAGACCUUACAUGGUCGCAAGCAAAUAUUUCCUGUUCUUUGAGUGAUUGCUAUGACAUCACAAAUCAGAUCUACAAGGGUCGAGUCACGUGUACGCAGACUGGCAUAACAUGUCAGCGAUGGGACAGUCAAACCCCACACCACCAUUCGAUACUGAAAGGUCGCAGUGACCUUGAGAACUGGUGUCAGUUGGUUGAUGGAGAGGCGAGGCCCUGGUGUUAUACUGUUUCACCAAAUAGAAGAUGGGAAUACUGCACUGUGGAAGAAUGUCCGUAA